Messenger RNA from Aureobasidium melanogenum CBS 110374, 630 nucleotides. RefSeq lists its product as uncharacterized. The transcript is spliced from 2 exons. The coding region runs from base 1 to 630 and encodes 209 amino acids. The record is from RefSeq and is a predicted model, not a curated record. Lineage: Eukaryota; Fungi; Ascomycota; Dothideomycetes; Dothideales; Saccotheciaceae.
AUGAAGGUUCGCGAGAUCUGUGAGGGCUGGGGAGUUUACAGAGAUGCAGCAGAAUGGGAGAACUAUCGCUCAAUGUUCUUCGACGACGCCUACAUCGCAACAAGUUGGAAGCAAGGCAAUAUCGACGAAUUCAUCGAAGCCUCCAAAGCUGGUUUCGAGAAAGGCUCCAAGUUCAUGUAUAUUCUCCAUCGCAUCAUCGGCUCCCAAGUCGACAUGAAUCCCAACCUCACUCGUGCUGUGUGCAAGAUGAAGAUCACCAUCACCUGCCGCUUCACGUUUGACGAAAUCGAGAUGGACAAUGACGCCGACUGUCGCUUUUUCUUCUUUCUCGAAAAGAGAGGAAACAGAUGGGGUGUCGUGUUUUAUACGCUUCUCUUCGACAAGGACAAGUUCACUCCAGUGAAUCCCGAGAAGAUUUACAGUAUCCCUGAGGACGAGGUUAAACAGUAUCCAAGUGGUUACAAGUAUCUGGCUUGGGCAGAGAACAAGAUCAGUCAGCCGCCAAAGAUGAAUCUCAAUGCUCAUGGACCUGAGAGGGAUAUUUUGUAUGGCAGGAUGAAGACUUGGUUGGAGGGUGGUCAAAUUAGACCUGAUUUGACUGGUGAGGAUGAUCCUAACUGGAAGCCUUGA